Molecule: messenger RNA, 945 nt
Organism: Nanorana parkeri
Lineage: Eukaryota; Metazoa; Chordata; Amphibia; Anura; Dicroglossidae
Product: olfactory receptor 11L1-like
Exons: 1
Coding region: 1-945 (314 amino acids)
Biological process (GO): G protein-coupled receptor signaling pathway
Cellular component (GO): membrane
Molecular function (GO): olfactory receptor activity; G protein-coupled receptor activity
Source: RefSeq, a predicted model, not a curated record
AUGUGUCAAGACAACCAAACAAAAGUCACAGAGAUCCAUCUUCUUGGAUUCCAAGGUCUAGACAACUUCAAUCUCCUAAUAUUUUCUAUUCUACUUCUAAUCUACAUUGCAAUAGUGUUUGGAAACCUUUUAAUUAUCCUUCUAGUGUCAACCAAUAAUAAUCUCAAAAUUCCGAUGUUUAUCUUUCUCCAGCACCUAGCUCUCGCUGAUGCCCUCCUGGCCACUUGCGUUGUACCAGUGAUGGCGGAGUUGAUAUUAAAGACAAAGUGGAAGAUGUCUGUCGCCGGCUGUAUCACACAGAUGUAUUUCUAUUUUAACUUUGGGUUUGUGCAGUGUUUCAUUCUUGCUGUAAUGUCUUAUGAUCGUUACGUAGCUAUUUGUAACCCAUUGCAUUACAUUUUAAUUAUGGACCGCAGAAUCUGCUCCCUGUUGAGUUAUGGUUGUUGGGUAGUGACUUGGAGUCUGUGUUCACCUGAAUUUAUUUUCAUAACUCAGUUUCAGUUUUGUGGCCCCAGUGACAUUGAUCACUUCUUUUGUGAUUUUGGCCCAAUUGUGGAAUUGUCUACAUCAGACACAUCUAUCGUACAAUGGCUAGACUUCACAUACUCUGUCCUCGUCUUAUUCUGUGCUCUUACCUUCAUCAUUGGGACCUACGGCUACAUUUUUGUUAUCGUUCUUAAGAUUUCAUCCUCUACUGCUAGAAGAAAAUCCUUUUCAACCUGUAGUGCCCACCUGAUCUCCGUGGGUGCGUAUUAUGGGUCCCUAAUCACUAUUUAUGUGAGUCCAUCCAACGAGAUGUCGUCUAACGUAAACAAGUACAGUUCUUUGUUGUACACUGUGGUGACCCCAUUGAUGAAUCCUAUCAUAUAUAGCCUGAGGAGCCAGGAGAUAAAACAAGCUGCGCAUAAAAGGUUAAAGACAUUUUGUGGCAGGAAGCUAAUUUAA